This is a messenger RNA of Impatiens glandulifera, 1000 nucleotides long. RefSeq lists its product as uncharacterized. The record is from RefSeq and is a predicted model, not a curated record. Bases 34 to 984 code for a protein of 316 amino acids. The transcript has a single exon. Lineage: Eukaryota; Viridiplantae; Streptophyta; Magnoliopsida; Ericales; Balsaminaceae.
UAUUCCACAAGGGAAACACAAAAGGCUCUCACAAUGUCCUCAUAUCGAUUACCAUCCGUAAGGGAACAAUCAUUGGCAAAUUCCCAUGAAACACCUCUAGCUCAAAAGUUAUCGACCGAUCCCAUAACUAGCCGAACUGCCCAAAGCACCGCGAUCAGCGUUCACCAGACCGCGAUAGGAGGUUAUUGGAGAAAUGUCACGAUCAUUUGGUCUAAGAACCUCACGAGCCAUUCACUUGGUGUAGUCAUCGAUAGUGUUGAGACGGGCAAUGAACAAUGUUCUUGUAAAAUUGACCUCAAGCCGUGGCAAUUUUGGAGCAAAAAAGGAUACAAAAUGUUCGAGGUUGAUGGAAACCAAAUCGAGGUUUAUUGGGAUCUACGAUCGGCUAAAUUCUCUGGCAGCCCCGAGCCGAUGUCUAACUUCUACGUUGCAUUAGUUUGCGACGAUGAAAUGGUUCUACUUUUGGGCGAUUACGAGAAGAAGGCAUACAAGAGAACAAGGUCGAGGAAUCCCUUGGUUGAACCAAUGUCGUUCUAUAAGAAGGAACAUGUUUUUAGUAAGAAGAGUUUUUCAUCGAGAGCGAGGUUUGAUGGAAGAAAGGAAGAUCAUGAAAUCGUGGUUGAGAUAUCGAGUUCAGGGCAUAAUAAGGAUCCCGAGAUGUGGAUAAGCAUUGAUGGGAUUAUCUUGAUGCAUUUAAAGAACUUGCAAUGGAAGUUUAGAGGAAAUGAAACACUUGUGGUGAACAAUUUCCCUAUACAAGUAUUUUGGGAUGUGUAUGCAUGGCUAUUUAGCAAUCCUGGAACCGGUUAUGGUUUGUUUAUCUUUAAACCGGGUUCAUCGGAAAUAGAUAAUGGAGAUCAUGAAGAGAGUAGUCGGGGAGAAGACAGUGAUUGUAGCAGUGGGGAUAGCAAUUAUUUCUCCACACAUAGCUCUUCAAAAGUAUCUCAAUUUUGCCUUUUUUUGUAUGCAUGGAAAGUUGAAUAAUAAUUAUAAUAAUGUG